This is a messenger RNA of Brassicogethes aeneus, 2661 nucleotides long. NCBI's taxonomy places the organism in Eukaryota, Metazoa, Arthropoda, Insecta, Coleoptera, Nitidulidae. The record is from the annotation of a GenBank genome assembly.
AAAAGUACACCCCGUUCUCUUUCAUGACUUUCCCAUAUUGUACUGUUACAUCAAUAAAUAACCACCAUCCAAAAAAGAAUAAUAAUCCACUGGUACAUGCGAUACAAGCAGUACGGUUAAAUUUUAAUUCCAUAUGUAUUUAAUCAAACGUCAAACGUCACUUAACGUUUUUUGUUGUUAAAUUAUUCAAAAUGUUUGCGUCCGCUAGCGAAAGUUUAAGUUAUCACAAAUGGUGCAAUAACGAUUUAGAAAAUUAUUUUAUUUUUACCGAAGAAAACAAGGGGAAAUAUGUGAAUUUUUCUUGGAGUCACGAUAAUACUUACAUUGCUGUAGUCCAGGAAAAUGAAAAACCAAUAAUUUUGUCUUCGAGGGAUAAAACUAAUAUGCACCAUGUUCAUACAGUGCAAGUUCUUGAUAAUGUUACAAACUUAGCCUUUAAAAACCACACAAAAAAAAUCAUUGCAUUUGGAAAUUCGCACGGCGACGUCUGUAUAUACAAUACAAAAAAAAGGGACGUCGAAACAAAAAUACCCAACCUAAAAACACCAAUAAACAGCCUUGAGUAUAGCGUAGACGAUCAACAAUUGGCAAUACUGAACGAUCAAAAGUUGAUUUUGUAUAAUACUGAGAAUUACAAUCAGGAUUUAAGCCAGUUGUUUCAUAAAUCCCUAUGUACUACAAUGAAAUUUCACCCUAUAAUGCCCAACCAGUGUGCAGUUGGUUGCCUAAAUGGUAAUGUUGUGUUUUGGGAUAUCUAUACCAGUGUCAAGCUGAGGCACUAUCAGAAACAUUCUAAUAAAGUAACAGGUGUUGCUAUGACAAGUUGUGGCAAACAACUCCUAAGCGGUGGUUUAGACUACAAAAUAUGCCUUAUAGACAACUUGAUGGGUGACUGCGUUUUUCGUAUGAAUUUACACCAACCAGUCACAACCAUGGACUUGAGUCCAGAUGAUAAACUGAUCGCGAUUGGCACUGAAGAUGGCAGUGUGUAUUUGUACGACAUGAGAAAUUAUCUGCAGCCGAUUUAUAGGCGAAAAGUUCACAAUACGGCUGUGAAUAAGAUCAAGUUUGAACACGGUUUUGUAGGAAACCAUGAGGUUUUGAACUUCAGAAAGUCUUCCAUAUCUAUGGGUUCAGAGAAGGAAGCAGAGUUGCUAGCGAUACCUAAGAUACCACCACCCACAGUGCAGAAAAAUGAAAUUUUCGAGCAAAUUAAAAGAGAUUUAAUGAAAAGUUUGAAAUUACAAAUGGACGACCUAGAGGGCCAAUUAAUUCAACACUGCUCCAAAUUCCAGAAUUUUCUCGAUAAUGAAUUUGACUCCCUCCAUGAAUCCCUCAAAUGCAAAUGGGACAUUUUUUCUGGAGACGGAGCUCAACUAAUGCAGGCUCUGAACUGCGGCGACACCAAUAAAAGUUGUACCACAUUAAAUAAAAAAAAGUAGAUUGAAGGUAAUUAGGUUUAUUAAUAAAAUAUACAUCAUAUAUCAUAGGUUUUAAAAUGCUGCUCACCCUCAGAUAAAUAACAUAGAAAUGAACUAAACUAUAUAAAUCAAACAAUUAAGCCCGUUUAUAGAUUGCCUUCCUUCCUUCCUUCCUCCCGUAAAAGAUGAACCGUUGUGCUGUUUAUAGAUUCCCUUACGGGAAUCUACUACGAUUUUCGAAUUUUUUAUCUUUUACGGGAGGAAGGAAGGAAGGCAAUGUAUAAAUAAGGCUUUAAACUAAGCCAUAAGUCAUGUACAAAAUAUACUACCUAAAUACUUGGCUAAUAUACAGCUCUUUCGUAAAAAUAACUAUAAUUUAGUUAUUUACAUUUGUACCAAAAUCCGAAAAGAAUACAAAAUGGUAACGAAAUGUUUUUAAAUUGCCUCUAUGUAAUUUUAAGUCCGGGUAGUGGGUGCCACCGGAAUGUUCCUUCUGACAGGUUUUUUUUUUAGAUUUUACAACCAAACUAUAAGAGGUCAAAAAAGCUAUUUAGCUUGUAGCUCUACAAUUUUUUUGUUUGGAAAUGUGGAACUUUUUAAAUAUUCAAAUUACGAAAACUAAAGUUGUAGGAAAUAUGUUCAUAAAUAACUUUUGUAAUAAACUUUUUAACGUAGCAAUUAUAUAUUUAUAUAUAAUAUAUUUACCGAGAUAAUAAACUCCUUGGGUGUGUUCCGCCAGCACCCACUAACUACCCUAAAAAAUAUAUUGCAACUGCUAUUUUUUUUGUCAAUUUAACGAAACUCUAAAUAAAAAAAUAUUUUUGUCCGAUAGUAUCUUGGAAUGACGUAACACUAGAAAAAUAAUAAAUACACUUAGCAAUUAAAAUAAUCCAGUCGUGUCUAUUACACUUUUAAAUUAACCCGCACUUAACUAUUGAUAAUAAUAAUUAUUAUACUAAUAUCAGUAUUUACACAAAAAAUACUGCAUAGGAGAUUAUCUCGUAAAUUAAAUUAAAAAAAUUGUCCGUCACUGCCUAUGGGCGUGCUAUUUGACAGCUCACUGUUUUCGAGAUCCAAGUAGGUGGGCGCAUCGCCCGGAUACAACGGCAACAGCGGCUUAGCGGCGUUGCCGUUGGUGGUCGCCAUCAUGCAGGAGGCGGGAGCGCUCGCCGCGGGCGCCUCUGGAGGAGGGGCGCUCUCCGCCGACGUGCCUUGUGCUGAGGGAGACCUAAAAGGUGUU